Molecule: messenger RNA, 966 nt
Organism: Kwoniella botswanensis
Lineage: Eukaryota; Fungi; Basidiomycota; Tremellomycetes; Tremellales; Cryptococcaceae
Exons: 8
Coding region: 1-966 (321 amino acids)
Molecular function (GO): oxidoreductase activity
Source: RefSeq, a predicted model, not a curated record
AUGAGCAACAUACGAACUAUCGUUCUGAAUGAUGGAGUAGAAAUCCCAGUACUAGCCUUUGGAACAGGUACAGCACAAGCUUGGACAGAUACUUCAUCCGUUGUUAGUCUAGCCCUCGAGAAGGGUUAUAGGCAUUUCGACUGUGCAUGGCAUUACAAGAAUGGAGUAUAUACUGGGGAAGCACUCAAGAAUAGUGGGAUACCAAGAGAAGAGAUCUUCAUCACUUGUAAGAUCGGUAGUUUCGAUGAUGAUCCAUCUGAAUUCGAUACUAGGAAGUAUGUAGAUGCGGUUCUGAAAGAUCUUCAAGUGGACUAUGUGGAUCUGCUAGUCAUUCAUGCGGAUAUUUUAAUGGGCUCGAUAACACAGGCUUGGAAAGCGAUGGAAGAAAUCAAGAAAGAAGGAUUAGCACAUUCAAUAGGUGUAUCCAAUUUCUUGACCAAAUCGCUCGAACAGAUAUUGAGUAUUUGCGAGAUCAAACCGUCCAUUAACCAAAUUGAAUUUCACCCAUACUCCCUUUCCACCUAUCUACCUACCUUACUUCCCCUAUGUAACGAAUAUGAUAUCAAGAUCGCCGCGUAUGGUAGUCUCACGUCGUUAGUCAGACAUCGCGGGGGUCCAGUUGACGAGGUGGUUGAACGUAUAUGUCAUGAGAGGGGGAUGAAGGAGACUGGGGGACAAGUACUACUACGAUGGGCUCAGCAGAUCACAGAUGGGAUAGUCAUCACUACGACGAUCAGACUUGAUAGAAUGGAGGAGCAAAUCCUACCGUUCCAAGAUGAUAAAUCGGAUGAUCAAUUAUCCCAAAAACAUCUCGAUGAGAUCAGUGCCGCAGGAGCCGAGCGACCUUUCAGAUUCUGGGGAACCAAUUGGCCGUAUUUCAUGAAAGGUGAAGGAGGUAUAAAGGCUUGUCCUGAAGAUGCUACGCAUAGAAAUAAACCGGGUUUAAACGGUGGGCGGGGAUGGUAA